Messenger RNA from Lodderomyces beijingensis, 1149 nucleotides. Lineage: Eukaryota; Fungi; Ascomycota; Pichiomycetes; Serinales; Debaryomycetaceae. The record is from the annotation of a GenBank genome assembly.
AUGGAAGAGAUCCCAGAUUUGGUCAUAGACUUGCCUCUUGAUGGCGAGAUCACCACUCAGAAGGUCCAAGCAACCCCGUUUGUGCCUACCUCGCUGACACCAACUCGGUUGGACAGGAAAAUACCCAUAACCAUCGUCACCGGGUACCUUGGGUCUGGGAAAUCAACGCUAUUGAAACAAAUUGGACUAAGGUCAAAGAAACGGCUUGCAAUCAUUCUAAAUGAAUUUGGUGACUCCUCCGUUAUUGAAAAAUCGGUGACUAUCCAGGACCAAUCCGAGAGCGUUGAGGAGUGGUUGGACAUUGGCAAUGGAUGUUUGUGCUGCACCGUGAAGGAUAGCGGUGUUAAUGCAAUUGAGAAUCUCAUUGAAAACUCCAAGGACAAGAUCGACUACAUAUUGCUAGAAACAACGGGUGUUGCAGAUCCUGCUCCCAUCGCCAAGAUGUUUUGGCUAGACGAGGGAUUGGCGUCCAAUAUCUACAUCGAUGGCGUGGUGACUGUCGUUGACUCAAGCAAUAUAAUCAAAUGCUUGGAUGACGUUGGCGGCCACUGGCACAAGGAAAACAGCCUUGAGCAAAUCGAAGAAGGCGUGAGCACAGCCCAUUUGCAAAUAGCCAUGGGUGAUGUCAUCUUGUUAAACAAAUCGGACAAGGUUGACGAUGCGUCCGAGAUCAUUUCCAGGGUCAAGGCAAUCAACGACACGUCGCCAAUCUUGCCCACGAGCUUUGGAGAUGUCGACACAAGAGAGAUUCUAGACUUGCAUGCUUUCGAAGCAGCAAAUAGUCGCAGGUGGACGGCACCUCUGGCGACUUUUCACGACCACCGCAUCACAACUGUGGCACUCGAGUUCCCGUUUUUCCAAAAUCCUUCGGCUUUUGCAAAAGUUGAGCUGUUUUUGCAAUCGGUUUUGUGGGAAAACGUCGUGAAUGGGAAACCGGUUGAGAUACACCGACUCAAAGGUCUAUUGGUUUGCCGUGAUGACGUGCGGGUGGUCCAGGGUGUACGAGAAACCUAUGAGAUUAUAGAGAAUGGGACGUUACUAGACGGCGUCUCCGCAAACAAAUUGGUCUUUAUAGGCAAAGAUUUGUCCAGGCAAGACUUGGAGAUUGAGUUGGGUAAGUUUUUAUUAGAUCUAAGUAAAGAAAUGUGA